Sapajus apella (tufted capuchin) is the source of this 1106-nucleotide messenger RNA. RefSeq names its product transmembrane channel like 4 (gene TMC4). Gene Ontology annotation, cellular component: plasma membrane. Gene Ontology annotation, molecular function: mechanosensitive monoatomic ion channel activity. The annotation marks the transcript as partial. The record is from RefSeq and is a predicted model, not a curated record. NCBI's taxonomy places the organism in Eukaryota, Metazoa, Chordata, Mammalia, Primates, Cebidae. The transcript has 7 exons.
GAAGGGAACCACCACGUGGUGGGUACCAGGUCAGGGCCCAUUCUCCUCCGCCUUCCCCUCGCCAGGACCCUGUUUCUUCGCCUGGCCUCCCUGGUGGUCCUGCUCUUCUCUCUCUGGAAUCAGAUCACUUGUGGGGGCGGCGCCGAGGCUGAGGACUGCAAAACCUGUGGCUACAAUUACAAGGAACUUCCGUGCUGGGAGACUGUCGUGGGCCAGGAAAUGUACAAGCUCCUGCUCUUUGAUUUGCUGACUGGCUUGGCAGUCGCGCUGCUCAUUCAGUUUCCUCGAAAGCUCCUCUGCGGCCUCUGUCCUGGGGCGCUUGGUCGUCUGGCAGCGACCCAGGAGUUCCAGGUGCCCGACGAGGUGCUGGGGCUUAUCUACGCGCAGACUGUGGUCUGGGUGGGGAGUUUUUUCUGCCCUUUACUGCCCCUGCUUAACACGGUCAAGUUCCUGCUGCUUUUCUACCUGAAGAAGCUCACCCUCUUCUUCAGCUGCUCUCCGGCCGCCCGCACGUUCCGGGCCUCCACAGCGAAUUUCUUUUUCCCCUUGGUUCUUCUUCUGGGUCUGGCCAUUUCCAGCGUUCCCCUGCUUUACAGCAUCUUCCUGAUCCCACCUUCUAAGCUAUGUGGUCCAUUCCGGGGGCAGUCGUCCAUCUGGGCCAAGAUCCCUGAGUCUAUUUCCAGCCUCCCUGAGACCGCCCAGAACUUUCUCUUCUUCCUGGGGACUCAGGCUUUUGCUGUACCCCUUCUGCUGAUUUCCAGCAUCCUGAUGGCAUACACUGUGGCUCUGGCUAACUCCUACGGUCGUCUCAUCUCUCAGCUCAAACGUCAAAGAGAGACGGAGGCGCAGAAUAAAGUCUUCCUGGCACGGCGCGCUGUGGCGCUGAGCUCCACCAACCCGGCUUUUUGACCUGUGCAGCCCAUGUCCCACCUUCAGACCCCAGGCCAAUUGUAAGCCUAGGACACAUCUGUAAAACUAGGAGAACUGGAGAAGACGCCACGCUCUUCCAGCUCUAGGAUCUGGAGAUUUCCAGGGACCCUGGCCGCCACGUCCCAGACUCUCGGGUGAUCUUUCUUCUACCAAUAAAUACAGCCAAGGUGCCUGAG